Molecule: messenger RNA, 1590 nt
Organism: Insectozyma verbasci
Lineage: Eukaryota; Fungi; Ascomycota; Pichiomycetes; Serinales; Debaryomycetaceae
Source: the annotation of a GenBank genome assembly
AUGGCCGAACCAAUUGAUUCAAUACUUCGUGUUAAUUUAAAUACUAAACCAGAUGCUAUUAACAACUUAAAAACAUUAUCAUCAACUUAUAAUAAAGAUUCUGGUAAUUUUUUAUUACAAUCAAAAUAUAAUCAAUUAAUUUUGAAUUUUACUCAAAAAAAUCCAACAACAAAACAAUCUUUAUCUUCAGGUACUGAAACUAUUAAAAAAACUUUUCAAACGAUUAAAAAUACUGCUGGUUCAUAUGAAUUUGCAAAUGAAAUAGAUUGGGAAAUUUGGGAAGCUAUAGUUGAAAAUUAUGAAAACUUUGUUAAUGAAAAUACAAAUACUUUAAAUGAAUUAAUAUCAAAAGGUAUACCUAAAGAAAUUAGAGGUAUAAUAUGGCAAGUAGCUGCUUAUUCAAAAGAUUUAAAUUUAGAAGAUUUUUAUCUUCAAUUAAAAAAUGAAACUUCAAUACAUGAAAAAGCUAUAAAACGAGAUUUAACAAGAACUAGUUUUUUCACAAAUAUAGAUGCUGUUAAUAAAUCCGAUGAAUUAUUUAAUAUAAUAAAAGCUUAUAGUUUAUAUGAUCCAGAUGUUGGUUAUACUCAAGGAAUGAUUUUUAUUGGUGUUCCAUUAAUUAUGAAUUGUAAUGAGUCCGAAUCAUUUUGUUUAUUAGUUACAUUAAUGAAAGAUUAUAAUUUGAGACAUUUAUUUUGUCCAGAAAUGCAAGGAUUACAUUUAUUAUUAUAUGAAUUUGAUCGAUUAUUAGAAUCCUAUUCACCAAUUUUAUAUAAUCAUCUUACAAAACAAGGUAUAAAAUCAUCAAUGUAUGCUUCACAAUGGUUUCUUACAUUUUUUGCUUAUAAAUUCCCAUUAGAUAUUGUUUUAAGAAUUUAUGAUAUUAUAAUAACUGAAGGUAUGGAAUCAAUUUUAAAAUUUGCAAUAAAUUUAAUAUUAAAAAAUGAAUCAAAUUUGUUGAAUUUAUCAUUUGAUAAGUUAUUGGAAUUUUUGAAAGAUAAUCUAUUUAAUAUUUAUAUUAGUGAUGAAUUUAUAAAUACUGAAAAUAAUAAAAGGUUUAGUUUUACAAAGAAAUCAUCAAAUUCAUAUUAUAAAUUAGAUCAAUUAGUACAAGAUAGUUUAGAUAUUAAUGUUGAUCCUUUGGAUUUGCAAAAAUUUCAAAAUGAAUUUAAUCAUAUACUUGAAAAGGAAGAAAAGAAAGGUGAAGAAAUAACAAAUUUGCAGGUUGAAAAUGGUGCUCUUCGUAAAGAAAUUAAACAGUAUGAGUUUAAAUUUAAUUCUAUAAAUGCAGAUCAUUUAGAUACUGUACAAACAAUGGUUGAUUUAAAAAUCACAUUACCAGAUUUACUUAAUGAAAAUUCAGAACUUAAAGAAUUGAUAGAAAUUAGAAAUCAAGAAAUUGAAGAAUUGGAAGCAAAAAUUGGUAAAGAUAUACCAACUACAAUAGAAGAUCAAAUUAAAGAAUUAUUAGAUAUAAAUGCAAAAGAAGUUGAGAAAUCUGCAAAUUUAGAAGAAGAAUUACAAAAUUUAUUAAUUGAAGAAGAAAAUUUGAAGAAACAAUUACCAAAUCAUACUUGGUUUAAGUGGUGA